Messenger RNA from Metarhizium acridum CQMa 102, 741 nucleotides. The record is from RefSeq and is a predicted model, not a curated record. NCBI's taxonomy places the organism in Eukaryota, Fungi, Ascomycota, Sordariomycetes, Hypocreales, Clavicipitaceae.
AUGACGCGCCGGGCCCUCGAGCUCCUAAACCUCAAGACGCCCUCGCUCAUCCUCGACGUCGGCUGCGGCAGCGGCCUGUCGGGCGAGAUCCUGUCGGCCGUCGACCCCUCGGACGGCGGGCCUCACGCCUGGAUCGGCAUGGACGUGUCCCCCUCGAUGCUGGACGUGGCCCUGCAGCGCGACGUGCAGGGCGACCUGCUGCUCGCCGACAUGGGGCAGGGCGUGCCCUUCCGCGCGGGCACCUUCGACGCCGCCAUCAGCAUCUCGGCCGUCCAGUGGCUCUGCAGCGCCGAGACGAGCGACACCUCGCCCGCCGGCCGCCUGGCGCGCUUCUUCAACGGCCUGUACGCCGCCCUCCGCCGCGGCGGCCGCGCCGUCUGCCAGUUCUACCCCAAGAACGACGCCCAGCGCGCCAUGAUCACCCAGGCCGCCGUCAAGGCCGGCUUCGGCGCCGGCAUCCUCGAGGACGACCCGGGCACCAAGAACGUCAAGCUGUACCUCGUGCUGACCGUGGGCAAUGCCGCCGUGGCCGGGGGCCAGGGCGAUAUCACCGGCGUCGUCGCGGGCCUGGACGACGUGGACAUCUUGGAUGCGAGGCGGAGGGUCAAGACGGGCGCCGGGCCCUUGAGGAAGGGCAGCAGGGCGUGGAUCGUCAAGAAGAAGGAGCAGCUGGAGCGCAAGGGCAAGGUUGUCAAGGCUUCUUCCAAGUACACGGGUCGCAAGCGCCGUCCGGCCUUUUAG